AGCAUUCCACUGCCGCCUUCCGGAAAAGGAAAACGCAUGGAUUUACGUGUUUGCAAUCUUUCUUAACAAGCUUAAGUUCGCAGGUGCUGUUCCUCAUGAAACAAGAGUAGCCUAUGCCGGAAAGAGAAAAUAAUGACUAAAGUAUUAUUUGCUACUACUAAUUUAGUGCAAUAUAACAUGUGGUUGUUUUGGGCUUGUAGAACAGGCGGGGUGGCCAAACAAUCUGUCGCAUCGUCAGGCCACCCACCCACCCACCAUAUGCAGCAGUGAUUUUUAAGAAGUGGGACAAGCUUGCAGAUGGCGCGUCUAGGCUGCCCGCGACAGGGACACCUACAGUGUUGAAACAGUGUCGGACACGAACGAGGCAGCUAGUAAAGGCGUGUUGUAUGUAGUCUACAUCUUUGCCAUAAAGAACAUUUCUGAGUGGAUUGGAUAAUAUUCCAUCGCAGGAUUUCCUACUGCCGCUGAACCGUUGCUUGAGCCUACUGUACUUUGGUUCGGGUAUUGCGUUACACGCAGUGACUGGGCCAUCGCCACGGGUAGCUAUAAUCCGAGAGGAAGAGGCGAAGCCUUUUGCUAUAAUCUCCCAUUUGACGCGUCUCUCAGUUGGCAAACAAUGGUUGACAACCGUUACGCCACGGCUUUGGUCAUCAGCUGUGUGCUCAGCUUGCUGGCUACUGUGUACCUGUCUGUAGCGAUUGGAACGCAGCACUGGUACCAGUACACCAGUCCACCGGUGCGAGGCGAGGCCAACGUAUCCGAACUGCGGUCACUGUAUGAGGAAUUCAUGGACGGGGAAUUCGAUGAGAAGACCUACAGCGACACGCUCUUCCGUCUCAACGGGACCACGGGCCUCUGGUGGCGCUGCGUUCUGGUGCCAUCUCAUACCCACUGGUACAAGGAGUCAGAUCCAAGGACGUGUGUUAGCUUCACGUUACCACAGCAGUUUACUCCGAAGUACAAAGAGCCAGGGAACCACAACAGUGGAGAGGACAUGCUGCGGACCUACCUGUGGAGGUGCCAGUUCCUGCUGCCAUUAAUCUCCUUAGGACUUGUGGUGCUGGCAGGCUUGAUAGGGUUCUGUGCCUGCCUCUGCCACAGUCUCACCCCCACCCUGGGCAUAGGAAUGCUCCACCUACUGGCUGGGCUGUGUACUCUAGCCACAGUGUGCUGUUACCUGGCAGGGAUGGAUCUCCUCCACAGAGUCUCUGUUCUGCCAGGCAAGGUGGAUGGCUCCCUGGGCUGGUCCCUCUACCUGGCCCUCAUCUCCUCCCCGCUGCACAUGAUGGCCGCCGCUCUCCUGGUGUGGGCGGCGCGAAGUCACAGUCAGAACUACUACCGCAUGACUGCCUACAGGGUAGCGUAGAGACGGGCACAGUCAGAACUACUACCGCAUGACUGCCUACAGGGUAGCAUAGAGGCCCAUUUCCAAAUCAAAACCAUAACUCCAACCACAUGACACUUGUUGAUCUUGAAAGAACUGAAUAGGUAUAUAGAAAAUGCUAAUCUUUGCUACUGGCUACUGGGAUUUUUACACGCUAUUGCUAACACCUAUCCAAUCAUUUCAGAUCUAUAAAAGUGCCUAGUGUAGGGGUGAGGGGUUGAGUUGAAAUUGGGCAACAGAGUGGUCCAGAACACAAUGUACCAUUUGGUUAGACCAAGCAUAUGAUUGUUUAUAAGACUUUACAAACCGUAACGGUCAGGUGAGAGCUGCCUUCAUUCGACUCUCAUAUGCACUAGCAAGAAACACUAUAGGCCCGUGUUUGGAAAAUCUAACCUUUCUGAAAGAAAUAUGUUGAUGGCGAUUUUAAGUUUAGUGCAAACAUUUAAAUCAAAUUAUAUUUAGACCAUAGAAAACCUGGACAUAAUCUAGGACAUGUGGAAAAAUAUAAGCUACAAAUAUUUUCCUUUUGAGUGACAAUCUAGAGAGUAACAUAUAGGGUGCAGUGGUUGUAGAAGUGGUUGGAUAUUUUGUAUGUAAUUUGUUGACUUCAUGAGGUUUUGUUUUUACUUUUAUCAGGAAUAUUAUUUUUAUAUUUUGAUUGAUUUGUAAGAUUCUGCAGAAAUACUUUAGAAAUGUAGGAAUGUAUUACCCCCACAUUACAACUAGGUUAAUAGUGGACAAUGUCACUUUGUUAUGAAGUUUCUGUUUUUGUAAACAUGGCGUUACAUUCCAUUGUAGACUAUUGCUAACUAUUGACUUUAGAUGUGGUUACUUUGAUUUAUUUGUUGCAUAUACAUAGUGUUACUUUUUGCUAUUUGUCUUUUUGGUUUACUUAAUUUAUUCAUGUUUAAUAUCACCUAUAAAUGCCACUUCUAUGGCAUAGGCUUGCAUUAAUAAGAUCAAAGAUUAAAACUGUGAACUGUUAAUACUAAUUUAUUAUAUUGAGUAUCAAGAAUGUAUUUAAUGUGGUCGUAUGAAAAACGUUAAUGAUCGUUUUCUUUUAAAUAGUAGUUAUUUUUGGAUCAUAUUUUAAAGUGUUUUGCAAUGAAUGCUCUUAUUUGUAGGCCUGGAUAUAUAAUCUGAAUUUACGCUAGUUAAUCGAUAAGCGGUGGAAGUGUACAAUUAACUGUUUGCAAGUGAAGAUUAAUGGCUGACAAAUACCUUGAUCAUCCCUUUACCGUCAAGAAGAAUAGAGUACUUGGAGACGUGUUCAUUUAAAUAGUGUGUCGUAAGGUCUGCAUGUCUUCUUAUACCUGACAUGACAGCAGUCAACGUUUCAGGAAAAUGUUAUGACAGGUAAGACUUAUGAAAGAAUGUAGACUUAGUAUGCAGACUUAAAGUAGCUGAUAAGAGUUAAGCUUUUUCAAAAUGCUGUAGAUUUUUUUUUUUCUUCAAUAUUUUAAAACAGAUUGUUCUAACCAUAUUUUCUGACUGGCAAAUGCAAAUCAAACCUACCGUCUUUCCUGCCUCAAAUGUAGUUCAUAUGGCAAAUGGUAUGAUAUGGUAUGGUAUGUAUGUGCUUCAGUAAAUCUAUUGUGAAUGUAUUUUACUAUUCUCCCAAGAGAUGAGGUCCUCUGUAGCUCAGCUGGAUAGAGCACGGCGCUUGUAACGCCAAGGUAGUGGGUUCGAUCCCCGGGAC
Molecule: messenger RNA, 3083 nt
Organism: Coregonus clupeaformis (lake whitefish)
Lineage: Eukaryota; Metazoa; Chordata; Actinopteri; Salmoniformes; Salmonidae
Product: claudin domain-containing protein 1
Exons: 4
Coding region: 617-1366 (249 amino acids)
Cellular component (GO): membrane
Source: RefSeq, a predicted model, not a curated record